Lytechinus pictus (painted urchin) is the source of this 5986-nucleotide messenger RNA. RefSeq names its product neuronal acetylcholine receptor subunit alpha-4-like. The transcript is spliced from 5 exons. Lineage: Eukaryota; Metazoa; Echinodermata; Echinoidea; Temnopleuroida; Toxopneustidae. The record is from RefSeq and is a predicted model, not a curated record. Gene Ontology annotation, biological process: monoatomic ion transmembrane transport; signal transduction; regulation of membrane potential. Gene Ontology annotation, molecular function: acetylcholine-gated monoatomic cation-selective channel activity; transmembrane signaling receptor activity. Gene Ontology annotation, cellular component: neuron projection; plasma membrane; postsynaptic membrane. The coding region runs from base 130 to 1509 and encodes 459 amino acids.
GUCAAUUCAGGAUGCACAUCAUCCGAGGCCGAGGAGCGACUCUUCACAAAACUAUUCUACAAAUAUAACAGAUUGAUUAGACCAGUUGUUAAUAACUCAGAUGUUUUACCGGUCAAUUUUCAGUUAACAAUGUCCCAACUUAUCGAUGUGGACGAAAAGAACCAAAUUAUGACAACGAACGUUUGGCUCAAACAGUUAUGGGAAGAUUAUAAACUUCAGUGGGAUCCAUUGGAAUACGACAACAUCUCCAUACUCCGAGUACCCUCCAAAAUGAUAUGGACCCCUGAUCUGGUCUUAUACAACAACGCUGACGGCAACUACGAAGUGACACUUAUGGCCAAAGCACUUGUGUACAAUACCGGCACUGUAUAUUGGCUCCCACCUGCAAUCUACAAAAGCUCUUGCAAGAUCAACGUCAGAUAUUUUCCCUUCGACGAACAGUACUGCCCGAUGAAAUUCGGCUCAUGGACUUACGACGGAAGCUUGAUCGACCUUGUUCCUUCGAGCAACGACGUCGAUUUGGAAGACUAUUGGCAGAGCGGCGAGUGGGACAUCAUUGAAACACCGGCAAACAAAAACACACUAAAGUAUCCGUGCUGCGAUGAGAUCUACACAGAUAUUACCUUCACGCUUCAUAUCCGCAGAAAGCCACUCUUCUACACGGUGAACCUUAUCCUUCCUUGCGUGCUCAUUUCCUUCCUCACUGUUCUUGUGUUCUAUCUACCCUCAGACUCAGGAGAAAAGAUUACACUUUGUAUAUCAGUGCUUCUGGCCUUGACUGUGUUUCUCUUGCUUAUUGCAGAGAUUAUUCCCCCAACAUCGCUGCUCAUCCCCCUCAUUGGUCGCUACCUUCUUUUCACCAUGGUCCUCGUUACACUAUCCAUUGUCAUUACCGUUAUUGUUCUGAACAUUCACUAUAGAGCACCCAGCACGCAUACAAUGCGCCCGUGGGUGCGUAAAGUCUUCCUCGAAGUUUUGCCGCCGUUACUCUACAUGAAGAGGCCCAAGAGGCACUUACAUGGAGAAAACCCUUCCAAGGAGAAGGACCUUAAUUAUUUUGAACUCAAGGAGGUGAUGCACAAAGACGGGGAGAAUCCCCACGGUAACGGGCGGGAUAUCUUUGACAACCUCCACCCUAGUUUCAAACUCCGGACUCUAUCUGACGAUGUCGGUAAUCCGAACCUCGAUACGCCGUCGAUGUCGAAGGCAGGAGGGAGAUACUCCAAGGAGUUCAAACAGGCUGUUGAUGGAGUCAAGUUCAUUGCUCAGCAUCUCAAGAACGAGGAUGAGUUUAAUUCUGUAACAGAAGAUUGGAAAUAUGUUGCCAUGGUCAUCGACCGGAUAUUUCUCUGGAUUUUUUUAAUUUGCGUAAUUUGCGGGACAUCCGGAAUCAUCUUAUCGGCACCACUCAUUUUCGAACCAGUGGUGACACAGAUAGAAAGGGAUGCAGCUGCGGCAACAGACCCCCCGACCGCGUCUCCAACCACCGAUCUCCCAAUUUCAGAGUAACUCAAGGUGCGUGUGACCGUCUUUUAUAAACAAAACCAAUGCAACUUUGGCCGCCGCAGUGCGAGGAGAUGGCGAAUGAUGGCUGAUGGCUCGUUAUCCAUGCAAUACAAUGACAGCCGUUCUACUGACCUCAUUGUUGAAAAGGACGACGAUGACGUAACAUACAGUUAGCAGUGAGUGGUGAUCAUUCUCGUAAUGGAGCAUUGGCGAUCGGAUGGCUGAAUUGCUUGAUGACGUCCGUAGGUAAACGUUCUUCAGACCACGUCGUAUGGACUUAUGGAUACGUAGGAUCAGUUACUUUUGAAUAUUCCCCGCGUCAUACACGGUGUGGUGUUUUAGACCCAGGACAUGUAGGAAGCACUGACCUGAACCAAAGAGGUCUUUAAUUCAAUAAUGCAGGUGAAAAAAAUUGGAUUACUGAUAACACUCGAAGUAGAUGAUGAGCAGAGCCAUGCUUACAUUUAUGCAGUUGAGACAGUGUUCGAAUCUAUUACAUAUUAUUGCAAAAUGUAUGCUGUAAUGAAAUCACGACGUAAAUCGUUGGAAGGCUUUAAAUUGUGUGAAGUUUCUGAGUAAAUCCAUUCUAAACGGAAAUAGCUCAGGUACUAUGCAUAAAAAUAGACACAACAAAUGUCUUUACCUUUGAUACUUUCUUGGUUCGUUUCUGUAGAUGCAUUUAGGUAUAUGCUUAUAAACCAAUAUCUGGUUACUAACAGAUUUUAGCCUCACUAUCAAUAAUAUGAUUUUUGCAAGUAUAAUAAUAUAUUAUCUUCGAGGAUACCUUAACACGUAUUGGAGUUAAGUAAUGUUAAGCAAGGAAGAGUGAUUCUAUACUAAUAUAGAAUCACUCUUCCUUGUUUAACAUUACUUAACUCCAAUACAUGUUAAGGUAUCCUCGAAGAGUUUAUUGCUUUGUAACCAUCAGCGACCAAUUGAUGUCACGGAUAACCCUAUGCCACUGGCCCCAGAACCAACCUGACAUCAAUUGCAGGUUCAUGUGUCAUAUCUAUACUGCUUUCAACCAGUCUGAACCGCCCUCCUCCUGCUUGGGUCCUUUCUCAGAACGAUUUCUUAAAAAAAAACAUGGUUACACUAAAGAUGGAACGAACGUGCUAUCGUCUGAAAGAUACGACUACGUCUACGGUACAGGCGUUACGCUUGCUGGGGUCGAUCCCUUGAUGCAUGAGCUAAUACCGACACAGCAACAGCAGUUUGCUUUGUACUUGACGACUUAUAGGGUCAAGAUCAUGUUAUGUAAUAAAAUGAACAAAAUGGAUAAUUUGUAUAUUUUAUAAUCGACAUGAUAAUUAUAUAUCAACAUUUGUUUGACGCUUUUUGAAUGUGAAUAUUUCAUGUAUAUGUGGUCUUGUUUUGAGUAAAAAAAACAACAUUUUUUUUAUAUUUAGCUGAAAACAUCAAAUCUAUACGAAUAUCAAUACUAAUUAAAUGCGAUAAGGGUAAUUUGACUGUAGAUAUCAUAGAGUCUAUCUCUUAACGCUGGCGUUGGACUUUAUUGUAGCGGUACAUAUUCUUUUUAAAUGUUAUCUCUCUUUGUAAGUAAAGUGAUUAUUGAUUAUAUUCAACACUCUUAUUUUUAAUACGAAUUUUUAAUCAUGAUAUUCUGUACGUAUUCAGCAUGCAUGUAAAGCAUUAAGCAUGAUAGGUGUGAAUUUUAAUUACGGCAUUCUAAAAUUGUAAGCAAUAUGACAAUUUUGUUCGGAAGUAGACGAGUACGACUUAACGAAAAUCGCUUAUUCUGGACAUUUCAAUCUUUUGUUAACUUUCUGACUUCACAGCGGACCAGAGGGUUUUUUUUCUCUGUAUUGAACGGGAGCAAUAUUAAAAAAUGUAAAUGCAGUCAUCUACAGUUGUUUCCAAGUAUUUGAUAUGGAAAUGAGACCAAGGGGUUAUUUUGUUUGAUUUUUGUAGGAUUUCUUUUUUAAGAAAGCUUUGUCAACGGUCAUAGUUAAUGGCAUAUAGUAGAUGGCAUCUAGUGCUUUCUUUAAAACGUAGUCAGUUUAGUUUUCUUUUUUUUUUUUCAUAUUCUCUCACACUGUUUGACGACCUAGGUAUUUUCCGAAGCGCUCUUAUUUAGAAUGUAUUACAGUUCUUUAUGACGUAUAUGUGUUCAUGAAGGAGCAUUAUAGACCUAGAUUCACAUCUACAUUAUAUAUCAUUAUGCAAUAACUGUUCUUUAUUAGAGAUAGGCAUAUUUCUGCUCGGUAUAUUUCUAUGUAUGUUACUGGUUAUCUCUUUUGUCUGCGGGAUACACGACGGCUAAUAUAAUUUCAAUACACCAUUCUAAUGCAAAACAUAAAACACGUAGUAUCGUACUGUUAGUCAAUAAAAUCAGAAUUAUUAAGGUUUGUAGUAUAUACGUGUACAUCUAUCUGUCUUUCUAUUUUGAUUUAUUGUUUCUUUAAUAACUAUCUGAAGAUUUUCCUUGCUUUGAUUUCUAGAACUCUGAAUUCACAGAAUCUAAUCAAAGAAAAGCUAUUUAUUUUAUCUGUUUCUUCAAACUAAAGAUCAACAUAAAUUUAUCCAAACUGUCGAAUAUUGGAUUUUCCUCUUCCUUGUUGUGUCUUACAUAAAAACAGAAUAGGAAAUGUCCCCUUUAAGCCGAAUCCUGGUGUUUGAAGUAUCGUAUAUUUGUAUAAAAAUAUAAUUUUCUUUCUUUUGGUCCUAAAAUAGGAAAAAGAAAAAAGACAUAAAGGAAAGUAUUGUUUAACGGUUAGAACAGUAUCAGGUAUUCUUUUCAGUUAUCAUUUUGCAUUCAUGAAAUAAAUAUACGUGAGUCCAUGAAAAGUUGAAAUUAAAUCUAUUUUUAUUCACUAAAAACCCUAGUCACAUGACCAAACUGACAUCAGGCCAACAUGUCACCCAUGCAAUGUAUCAGGGCAAUGCCAUUUUGUAACACUUGGGCAUUGAUCUGGAUCUCGUGAAAAUGAUUGCGAUGAUUAAUUUGUUUACAUGAAUAUUAAUGUAAAAUUUAUGCAAGUAACCAAAACCCCUUUCGGCAAUUGACAUUUUAAAAUUAAUCGCAAUCCUUUUGGAUAAUGGCGCUUUGGGGCAUUUCGCAUUUGCGUUGCUACCAAAUUCCAAACCGUGCUGGUAGAAUCAAUUGCGACCAUAACCAAUCAAAAGCGAGAAUUUUGGAUUUACAAUGUGUUUCUUCGAAUUGUGUUUAAUUGCAAUGUUUUGUGACAUUGGUUUCGGUUUGAACAGUGUGAAUGAGUGCCGCAGGGCCCAUCUUCUAAGAGUGUGGCUAGCCCGGUCUUUGCUCAUAGAUUGUACGACAUGGCGAGUUCUUUUUCUGGCAAAAUCAGAAUAGAAAAAAUACACCAUUCUAUUACCCGACUAUUUUCUCAUUUAUUUAUUUGUUUAUUAAAAAUAAAAUCACCCCUAUUGAGGAUUAUAUAAUUGCACACUGAUAUAUUCCCAUUCUAAUCAUUAGGAAUCUCUUUCAAAUAAGACAUAUAAGUACUAAUUCGAUUUCGAGAUAACAAUCUUAUUUCAAAUUACAUAAUGUUGGGCCAGACCGAGAUUCAAAUAAAGGUGUUAUAAAUAGUAAUGGCCAACCUGACUAGCCUCUGUGAAUAUAUGACACUGUGUAGAUCAUCCGCGGCUGGACCUGCGUUAUACAUAUACUACGUAAUCUCAUGCAUGAUGUUUAUUAAAUUAUUAUUUAACUGGUACAAGGGAAUCAUUGAUGAAAACCAUCGAUAUAAAAACAAAACUGGAUAGAGCAACGACGCGCUAUUUUGAGGUCACCGGAAGCACUUAAAAGUAAUCCAAAAGGUCAAGCGCGCACUCAGUUCCACACUUUUUUCUCUUGCGUGGGCGUGUUGUUCUUACGCGUAUGUAUGGCUCCAUUAUACUGUCAAUUGUGCCAUGCAAUACUUUUUCUGUGCUUCAAGGUCGUGUGUGAGACAUCAUACAACGAGCUCUAUCCAUUUUUUUUCUGUAUCAAUGGGUAUACGGGAAUCAUUGAUUCGACCUUUUUGCUGUUCGUGCUGUCCAAAGUCGUCAAAGAGGGCGUGCCUCUUUUUCAUUUGAAUUGCGUGUACAUUGAAAUAUAGACUCUAUCGUAGAGGUGAUAAAAUAUGAUUAUGAUUAUAUUUAAAAGAAAUACCUUACUUUGACUAUCCCGCAGCUAGUGCUGGAUGCUAAUAUGACUUGCUGUGAUCUUAAAUAUCAAAUUUAUAUGUAUUCAUCUAUUUGCAUAUUUUCAUUUCAUUUAUGCUCGAAAAAUUGGGCAGUCUUGUUUUCUUUCCUUUCUUUUCUACAUGUCUACAAUAAGCAUAAAACUUAUUGGUCUUCAAUUAACCAAAUCGUUUGCGAUUACAAGCGAUACUGUACAGCUUGAUAAUCGAUACUAUGAUUAUCAUUGUAUAUUUAAAUGUAUUUCCACUUCCAUCCGUUUUGUUGGAGAUUGAUUAAAUAUACGUUUUGACACAAUACAAGAUAAAGAACUCUC